AUGGGGAAUUACAAGUCCAGACCAACCCAAACUUGCACUGAUGAAUGGAAGAAAAAGGUGAGUGAAUCCUAUGCUAUCAUCAUAGAGCGCUUAGAGGAUGACCUGCAAAUCAAAGAGAAGGAGCUGGCGGAACUGAAGCACGUUUUUAGCUCUGAUGAAGCCUUCUGCAAAGUCAAUCUGAAUUACCGCACAGAAAAUGGGCUCUCGCUGCUCCAUUUAUGCUGCAUCUGUGGGGGUAACAAGUCCCACAUCAGAACUCUCAUGCUGAAAGGACUGCGCCCCUCCAGAUUGACCAGGAAUGGGUUUACAGCUCUGCACUUGGCAGCUUAUAAGGACAACACGGAGCUGCUGACAGCGCUGCUGCACGGUGGAGCCGACAUCCAGCAGGUCGGGUACGGGGCCCUGACAGCCCUGCACAUAGCCACCAUCGCCGGCCACCACAAGGCUGUUGAUAUUCUUUUACAGCAUGGAGCUUAUGUGAAUGUCCAGGAUGCAGUUUUUUUCACCCCGCUGCAUAUUGCUGCAUAUUAUGGCCACGAACAGGUAACCCACCUCUUACUGAAGUUUGGAGCUGAUGUGAACGCGAGCGGUGAAGUUGGAGACAGACCUCUCCAUCUGGCUUCUGCCAAAGGCUUUCUCAACAUUACAAAACUCUUGGUGGAAGAGGGGAGCAAAGCUGAUGUGAAUGCACAGGACAAUGAAGACCAUGUCCCUCUGCACUUCUGUUGUCGAUUUGGACACCAUGAAAUUGUGAAGUUCCUACUGCAGAGCAGCUUUGAAGUUCAGCCCCAUGUGGUGAACAUCUAUGGAGACACCCCUUUACACCUUGCCUGCUACAAUGGGAAGUUCGAGGUUGUGAAGGAAAUGAUCCAGCUCUCGGGAACAGAAAGUCUCACUAAGGAAAACAUAUUCAGUGAAACGGCUUUUCACAGUGCUUGCACCUAUGGGAAGAACAUAGAACUUGUAAAAUUUCUUCUGGACCAGAACGUUGUAAGCAUCAACCACCAGGGAAGAGAUGGGCACACAGGACUACAUUGUGCUUGCUACCAUGGCCACAUUCGGCUGGUACAGUUUUUACUGGAUAAUGGAGCUGAUAUGAACCUGGUAGCUUGUGAUCCCAGCAGGUCCAGUGGAGAAAAGGAUGAGCAGACCUGUUUAAUGUGGGCCUAUGAGAAAGGUCAUGAUGCCAUUGUGACCCUUCUGAAGCAUUACAAGAGACCUCAAGAUGAAUCCCCCUGCAAUGAAUACUCACAACCUGGUGGAGAUGGUUCCUAUGUGUCAGUUCCAUCCCCUCUAGGGAAGAUUAAAAGCAUGACAAAAGAGAAGGCAGACGUCCUCCUGCUCCGUGCUGGUUUGCCAUCACACUUCCACCUGCAGCUCUCCGACCUAGAGUUCCAUGAGAUCAUCGGCUCAGGUUCUUUUGGAAAAGUGUACAAGGGACGAUGCAGAAACAAAAUCGUGGCAAUCAAGCGCUACCGAGCCAACACGUACUGCUCCAAAUCAGACGUGGACAUGUUCUGUCGUGAAGUUUCCAUCCUCUGCCGCCUGAACCACCCGUGUGUCAUCCAGUUUGUGGGAGCCUGCCUGGACGACCCCAGCCAGUUCGCUAUUGUCACUCAGUACAUCUCAGGGGGAUCGCUCUUCUCCCUGCUCCAUGAACAAAAGAGAACUCUGGAUCUGCAGUCUAAGUUAAUCAUUGCUGUAGAUGUUGCCAAAGGCAUGGAGUACCUCCACAACCUCACACAACCCAUCAUACACCGUGAUCUGAACAGCCACAACAUUCUGCUGUAUGAGGAUGGCCACGCUGUUGUUGCUGAUUUUGGAGAAUCCAGAUUUUUGCAGUCCCUGGAUGAAGACAAUAUGACAAAGCAACCUGGGAACCUACGCUGGAUGGCCCCUGAAGUGUUCACCCAGUGUACGAGGUACACCAUAAAAGCCGAUGUUUUCAGCUAUGCCUUGUGCCUCUGGGAGCUGUUAACAGGUGAAAUCCCUUUUGCUCACCUCAAACCAGCAGCAGCAGCCGCAGACAUGGCGUACCACCACAUCCGCCCGCCCAUCGGGUACUCCAUCCCCAAGCCCAUCUCCGCGCUGCUGAUGAGGGGCUGGAACGCCUGUCCCGAGGGGAGGCCGGAGUUCUCAGAAGUAGUCACAAAACUAGAGGAAUGUCUGUGCAACAUCGAGCUGAUGUCUCCAGCCUCCAGCAACAGCAGCGGUUCCCUGUCCCCCUCCUCCUCCUCAGACUGCCUCGCCGCUCGGGGAGGUCCCGGCCGCAGCCACGUCGCUGCUCUGCGGAGCCGCUUCGAGCUGGAGUACGCCUUGAACGCGCGGGCGUACGCGGGGUGGUCACAGAGCACGGGGCAACACCCUUCGCAGGGGCUGUCUUUGGAUGACAUGAGACGAAACUUCCCAUAUCCCCCGAUCGACAAGAAUGGCUACGUGUCAGACCCCAUGAGCACCAUGAGGUUUCAUUCCUGCAGCAGCAGUGGCAGCUUUGAAGAAAGCAGCUGACAGCAUGAAC
Molecule: messenger RNA, 2518 nt
Organism: Melopsittacus undulatus (budgerigar)
Lineage: Eukaryota; Metazoa; Chordata; Aves; Psittaciformes; Psittaculidae
Gene: TNNI3K
Product: TNNI3 interacting kinase
Exons: 25
Coding region: 1-2508 (835 amino acids)
Biological process (GO): RNA processing; protein phosphorylation
Molecular function (GO): RNA nuclease activity; protein binding; ATP binding
Source: RefSeq, a predicted model, not a curated record